AUGAGUUACUAUGAUAUAUUAAAUAAGCAAAAUUUAACAUUGCCAGAGGUUGAUACAUUUGAAUCUGUUCCAUCUACACCUUCAAUGAUUGAAGAUGAUUUAGAAUUUUGUGAAAUAGAUAAUGACAAUAAUGUUUAUUUUAACAAAAAUAACAAAGACAAGUUUUUAAAUUUAUUUGAAUUGGCAAGAGAUGUGGAAAAUUUGGAAAAAAUUGCAGAUGAUGAAAGUAUAUAUGAUGAAGAUGAUGAUUGUGAAUUGGAAGAAGGAGAAGAAGAAGAAGAAGAAAAUAACAAAAAUUCUGAAGAUAAUGUUAGUGAUGAUGAAUUUGAAAUCAUUAUUGAUAAAACAACUGACAGUCAUAAUUAA
Entrophospora candida is the source of this 366-nucleotide messenger RNA. Lineage: Eukaryota; Fungi; Glomeromycota; Glomeromycetes; Entrophosporales; Entrophosporaceae. The record is from the annotation of a GenBank genome assembly.